Molecule: messenger RNA, 201 nt
Organism: Penicillium samsonianum
Lineage: Eukaryota; Fungi; Ascomycota; Eurotiomycetes; Eurotiales; Aspergillaceae
Exons: 1
Coding region: 1-201 (66 amino acids)
Source: RefSeq, a predicted model, not a curated record
AUGUUCUACGAGGCGGAUAAUCUGGUCAGAAAGGAGCACAAAUACCGCACGAGGAUAUGCGCACGGAGGGUCGAUUGUCGCGAGCAUGUCUCCCAGUCGUGGAGCGCCCAUAAUACCUCGGCGAAACGAAUCGAGCUGGCGGAGCACUUGACAUUAUGCAUGUGCCAGCUCGAUGGACCUGGGUCUGGCCCCACGGAUUGA